UAUUGACUCUCCAGCCAGUACUAGGCAACAGGAUUUUUCCCGCACGAAACAGAAGGAAAAUGGCAUCGGGGCCGGACUCCAAAAAAAAGCAGUUUUGAAGACAGUGGACUGGCUUUUUUCUUUUGAAAUGAGAUGCUUGAGAAGGUGUAGAGGUUUCUUGCAGCUAUCAAGUUUUCAGAGUUAUUCAGCUCUGCCGAUGGAAGAAGCAGUUCUGUAUUGAUUUUCCUGCCACCACUACCAGUUCGGACGACGUAGUUUAUGUGCAUGCAGUCUUUUGUCCAAGAUGGCUCUACGUUCGGGUUCUGUGGCCAUUGCAAUGGCCACUCAGCAAUACAAGCCAAAGCGGAGAAAGAGAAAGAAGACGAAAUCGCCCUCGUCGACACCGUCAUCGUCAGCAUCGACACCAACAUCUCAGACUCGUCUCAAGCUGCCAAAGAUCAAGGGUGCAACUCCGGCUCCGACCAAAAAAUCCAAAGGUACAUCAGGUAACCCGUAUCAAGACCUGAGGGGCAGAGAGCGGUGUGUCUAUUUAGCAACUCCCAAAUCAUCCAAGGCUAUAUGGCUAACAAGUUUGGGGCCUAAGUUGGUAUGGGGGAACCAGGAGACAAUACUGCCCAUCAGCAAGGCAGCCAUGCAGACGGAGGCGUCGCCUCGCAUCGGCCAGCUGGCCGAACCCAAGAAAAACUUCCGCAGUCUCGGUGACGGAAUCAAACGAAUCCAUGUCUAUAGCUGUGGUCGUAACUCGGUGAUAUGGGACGUCAGCCCGAUAGCAAUGAAAGCCGAGUCGUCCCAGCGAGUCACGGAGUUGUCGAGAUUCAAGGUGCCUCCUCCGGCUUACAUAGAGGACAGAAUAAAUCACGCGCUAAGCUGCGGCCGAGAAUCACCCAUCUGGCGUGUGAGUGACGCAGCCAAGCGGGCCAGGGACAAGCACAGUCUGGAGGCACUGGCCAGGGCAAAGACACCUCACAGAGACUACCAACCACCUAGAGAGAUUGAGACGGUUGUUAGUGACAACGCAAAGAAAGCCAUUGCCUCUUCGAGAAUAGACAGUCUAGCCAGACCCAAGAGCAGACCAGAAGGACCAUUCAGGGAUUCCAAGUGGCCAGUAUCAGACUUAGCUCGCAAUGCCGCAGCUACGCCCCGCCAGCUGGAGCUGGCCAAACCAAAAGGUCUGGUGGACGGCUACCAGCCCGAACGCGGCGUCCAGUGGGACGUCAGCCGGGCCUCGCGACGCACCGUGGCCACCACCCGCACCGUGGACCUGUCUCGGCCCAUCAUGCGCGCUACAAUGGACCACGUGCAGUUCAACCCCGACGCGUUCAUUGUCAGCGAGGCCGCCAAGAGGGGGCGCUGUCCGCCGCGCAUCGAGGAGCUGGCUCAGCCCACCACGAGGAGUUAAAAGGGAAAGGUGUAUGCAAUACUUCAGCCCAGCAGAUGACAUUAUGGCCAGUAGCGUGAUCAAAAUAGAAUGGAAUUUUUUUGGUGGUUCCUGCUCCAUCAAUAUAAGGUUUAAGAGAUAAAAAAGGUUUUGAAUAUUUUACAACAAUAUAAAGUCAAUUUUCUCAAGAUGGUGUUUUUGAGCAUUUUUCUAAAAACUGAAAGAAUGUUCAGAAAUUGAAAGAACAUUGUCAUUUUUCUGAACACUGAGAGCAUAUUUAGAAAUUGAAAGAAUUUUCUCAGAAACCUUGUGCUAUGUUUUUUAAACAAAUAUUUAAAAUUAAAAAAUGACAAACAGUUCAUUCCUGAUUUUGAUGAAGUAGGUCAUAAUUUCUAUUACUACAUUUUUAUAAACAAAAUAUGUAUUCAUGCCUCUUUCCAGAAGUCAAUCAAAACUGUGAACACCUCAGACAAGCCAAUGGCAAAGUGAAUCUCGUGCAGUGUAACUAAUUUCAACUAUCCUUAUAACUACCGAAAUCCACAAUUUUCUGCUCGAUCUGUGUGUUGCAUACACAAUCUUCUUCUCUCCUUGUUUUGCCCAGUUUUGUCAGAAAGUGUUUUAUUAAAUACAACUGGAUUUUGUUUUAUCUGAAUUUCGGAAAGAAAAUUCUAUUAACUUUUCUUAUAUCAAAACAGGGUUUUAAGUCAUUGGCCCUUAAAAACCUGGAACGGUUGGAAAAAACCUGAUUUUAUCAAUAUUCUAUAUAAUCAUGGUAAUGCUGAUUAGCAAUGGUUUAAUUUUUUCUCCAUUUAAAUAAUACGCAAUGUUUUCUACAACUGUGCAUUUAUCGUUUCAUUUUUUUAAUGUGCGUUUUCAAGCGGCCACAUAUCAUAAAACUGAACAUGUGUGCUAUGUGUUUGUUUUGUGCAACAAAAAAACUAGUUGUUUUAAACACUUUUCAGUUGGCCUACUAUUUACGCAAGUGUUACAAAGUUUUUGUAACUUAUAAAAAUUACUGCCUUGAAAAACUACUUUUUAGCUUUUCUGAUAAGAAAAAAUUAGCACAACACACUGUGGCACUACUUUUAUAUUUUCCACAAUUUAUUAUGAUUGCAUUGUAAUGUUAUCAGCUAUCAUUUUGUGCUUGUAAAAAGUAACACUUAUAAAAUACUGAUUUUUUUUUUAAUGCAACUAACCUUUUACCUCACUGUUUGAAUGAACACUGGCAUCAACCCAAUGCUCCUCCCACAGUUUUUGAUUGGUCAAAAGUCUGGAUGGCUUAUCAGUGUUAACCAAUCACUGGGAAUGAAAACAAGCCCCACCCACUCUACAAUGAAUAAUCAUAAGUGAAUAAAGUUAAUGCAAAUCACUGAACACGGUAAUGUAUUCUGCGCACGAAGACUUUUGUAAAUACUUUGCAUGAUUGCUACAAUCUAUUACGUUGCUCCGUGUAAUUAUCCAAUGACACUAUAUUAACCAUUAUAUGUUUUGUUCUCACUGCAAUAAAUACCUCUUGUAUAUUGAUCAAACGA
Messenger RNA from Patiria miniata (bat star), 2910 nucleotides. Its product is annotated as testicular haploid expressed gene protein-like. The transcript has 8 exons. Lineage: Eukaryota; Metazoa; Echinodermata; Asteroidea; Valvatida; Asterinidae. Bases 284 to 1399 code for a protein of 371 amino acids. The record is from RefSeq and is a predicted model, not a curated record.